Molecule: messenger RNA, 2277 nt
Organism: Phaedon cochleariae (mustard beetle)
Lineage: Eukaryota; Metazoa; Arthropoda; Insecta; Coleoptera; Chrysomelidae
Source: the annotation of a GenBank genome assembly
AUGGAGUUAGAACGAGGGACAUGUUUUUGUUGUGGUUUGGCGCAAGUAAUAUCGGUGCUACCAAAAAACAAAAUUCAGAAAAUAUUGGUCUCUUUAUUUACAGAAAAAAUAUUCAAUAUUAACGCUCUGAGGAAUUGUGCUGCCUUGGUCAGGUUGUGUCCUUCUUGUCUUCACAAACUAAUUUUAUUGAAAGAAACUAGUGAAAAAAUACAGUCAAAUAGUAAAACAGCAGUUGAAGCAAGUCAUAAUUGUUCACUGUGUGGAGGAGAAGAAUUGAUUGUCAAGAUUUCACAGUCAUGGAGUAAUUUCAAAGAAAUAUCUGUGGAUUUUUCAUUAUUUGCCAAUGAAAAAGAAAUAUUCAUGUGUGCUGGGUGCAUAUUCUAUUUGGAUUCUAGAAAUGCAGUGAAGAUCAAACUAUGUACUGAAUAUCCUCAGCUGAAAGAAGUCCCAAAACUAAAAUUAAAAUUGAGAGAACAUUCAACUCCUAUCAGCACAAAAAAAACGCACCUAAAAAUGGCGAAUGAGGAACCAAUUGAAAUAAAUGACUCAUCAUCAGAUAGUGAGGCAUUUAAACUUGAUUUGUCUCCUUUGAAAGGAUUCAAGGCUCUGAAAUAUGAAAAACUUUUCAAAAAUUCUAGAUUGAUCAGUGGAGAUUCAAAAUUUUUGAACCAAAUACUUUUCAUCAAAGUGAAUAAGGAUGAUUUUAUAUCAAUGAACCUUAUUGAUGGUAGGGAUCAAAACAACCCUAAAAUCAAUCCAGAUGAGUCGGUAAGCCCUAAAUUGACUACAAGUCGAAAUAUUGCAAGACGAACUAAACGAUCCAUUGAAAAAAGUACAUCUGCCAUUAUGGAAAACAAGCCUGAAUGUACUAGUUUGGUAGAAAAUGAGACUAUUAGUACGCCUAAGAAAUAUUCUAGAAUCAUAAGAAAUUCACCCAAUAGUGAUUCUAGUACAGGAUCACCUGAAUCAAGAAGUACUUCAUUUUUCAAGAUCAAAUUAAAGAAAAACUCGAAACUCAGUAAACGGACCAAGAAACAACGUAUUGAUCAUAAGAAAAAGUAUAAGAAUUUGACCGCAACAAAUUUUGACAAGAAAUUAAUAAUCAAUAUUGAAAGGCAUGUUGUACUAAAGGAAGCUAAAGAAUCCUUGAAUGAAGAACACCAAUCAGAAGAGGAUGACAUAGUGCGCGUAGAGCAAAUCGAGUCUGAAGAAAAAAGUAAUAUUGAAACUUCAAUGGAAAUCCUUUUUUUGGAGGCUGAUAACGCUGAUAGUGAGAAGAAGCAAGAUGAUAGUAGUGAGAAAUUAGAAGAGAAACAAUGUGAUGGUUCUCCAGAAAAUGAAGAUGAGUCAAUAUGCAAAGAAAAUGGACAAAAAGACGGAAUACUCAAUUCUAGUGAUAUGGUGACAGAUACCAACUUUGAUGAAGCUGCUGAAGCAUCUUCAAAAGAUAAUGAUGAAGAAGAAUGUGAAGGGGGCCUUGGGAUUGUGAAUGAUGAGUCACAAAAAGAAAUUACAAGCGAGGAAGCAGUUUCUGAAGGAACCAAUAUCGACAAAACAUGCAAUACUGAAGAAGAUGAUGAUGAAAUAACAAUCAUAGUUGAAGAAGAAAGCAAAGAUUGUACUGAAACAACAAGCAAUACUGACAAAGAAAAUGAAGUUUAUAGUGAAAACAUUGAGAAUUGUGAUGUUGAAAAUGAAUCCACAAAAAAUGAUGGCAUGAAGGAAGUAACUGCCCCUGCACAAAAUACAGAUGGUGAUGAAAAUAAAUCGGACGAUCAUUCAUCUAGAAAUUUUCCAGAAGAAGAAUCCGGAUUGAAGACAGAGGGAGAUCAAACUACAGACGACAAAACGGGUCCAGAAGGAGAACUAGAAGGUAAUAAAGAUGACGAAUCAUCUGAUAUCAUUAUCAUUGAGGAUUCAGAAAAUAUUAAAAGUCACCAAGAAGAUGAAACUGAUGAAAGUAGUAGAAAUAAGGAAAAUGUAGAAGACAAUGUGUUGGAUGAUGAAGAUAAAGAUAACAGUGAAGAGAAAGAUAAUGAUCUAAAUGGUGACAAUCAGGUUAUGCAGAAUGAUUCAGACUUGGGGAACAAAGAGAGCAAUACAAAAUCUGUCGAAAACAGCAACUCAAAAAUUUCUGAAGACACUAGUAUUGAUGAUGACGUAAGUACAGAGUGUAAAAAACGUAAAUGUAAUGACAGUCCUGAAGAUGCCAGUAGUCCGGAUAGGAAGAAAAAGAAAGUGACUUUCAGUGAUGUGGUUCUGGAAUCCGAUGACUAG